AUGGCCAUGAUCGACUCCGUCGUUUCCACGUUGAGUCUUGGGCAUGAUCACCGGUUUUUUCCCUCCACCAACCCCGUGGCCCACAUCGUCGGGACGAACUCGGGCAAGGCGGGUGACGAGGCGUCGCUCGACGCCGAGAUCAUCACCACCACUGGCAGGGGCAUUGAGACGACCUACGUGUACAUCGACGGGGGCACGUCCAAUCCCUUCGCGAACUGGCUGAUCUGGGCGGCCAAGGCAUCGGACGCGGAGCUUCCCAAGGUGCACUCGCUAAGCGUCGGCGCGCCCGAGGGCGCCGUGGGUGACGUCAUCAUCCAGCGGAUGAACACGGAGAUGGCGGCGCUCGGCGUUCGAGGUGUGUCGAUCGUCUUCGCCUCGGGCGACUCCGGGUACCAGCCCGAGCAGAAGUUCGGCGCUGCCAGCCCCUACGUCACCUCGGUCGGCGGCGUCUACAAUGGCGAGAUGCGGCAGUCGGGGCUCCAGGCCGACUCGCUCACUACCGGGGGGUUUGCCGCGAGCAAGCACAACACGGCGCAGCCCUGGCAGGCUGCGGCCAUCGCGUCGUACACCAAGAUUGGCGGCGCCAAAAAGGGGGGUGGCGUGAGGGGGGGUGGCCUUUCAAAAUGGCGGCGGGGAGUCGAAGGAGGCAGAUGA
Molecule: messenger RNA, 654 nt
Organism: Prorocentrum cordatum
Lineage: Eukaryota; Dinophyceae; Prorocentrales; Prorocentraceae
Source: the annotation of a GenBank genome assembly